AUGCUUCUAUAACAAAUACUUUAUUUCACCUGCAUUGUCAGUAAAACCGAUUAGGAAUAUAAGGAUGUGAUUUGUAAUAAUUAAGCCAUAUCUCAUGUAAAUUGUUUUAUCGGACUAACAUUAUUGACAGUUUGCGAGCCACUCAGUGUUAUCCCAUACUAUUUGAGAUCACUGAGACUUUACGUAAUAUUUAGGGCAUAAGAUUAUUACUUUAAAAAUCAAAAGAAACCCAAAGCAUGGUUUAAUUAUAUCAAAGAGAGACAACUUAUUAAAUUGACUUUGAUCAUUACAGGUAUUCUUCUAGCUAUUUCUCUUGUCUUGUUUCUAAUAUAUUAAUUUGGGGGUAAAGAAGUAGAAUUGUUUAUUUAUACUCCAUCAUAUAAUGUCGAAGUUUGCUAUUUACAUGAUGAUGGGCUAUAAAACUGUGAUAAAAGCUAAUAAACCUGCUGUGAUGAAAUAAAUAAAGCGGAGGAAAAGUUUAAGAAAAAUGUUUAAGACCACUCUAAUAUCUCACUGACUUAUGCUAUUUCGUGGCACUUUAUGGAAUGUGUUGGCUUUCUUUACUGUAUUCAUAAACUGAAGAAUAUAAAGGAUGACUUUAACAUUAGACAAGAACUCUAUUUGGUAUUCUUUAUCUGGUUUACAACAAGUUAUCUAGCUACAUUCUUUUUCAUAUUACAAAUUGAUUGGAAAUAUUUAUCCUUCUUGCUAGUUCUGAGGAAUUUCUCUGUUACUUUAAUAACUGCUCUCAAGCCAGUAUACUAAACUUACAUGGGAAACUCCUAUAUCUUGCUACCUCCUAGUGUAGGCAGCAUUGAAACCCUAGACAUGGUUCUGAUAAUUCCAAUAGCAAGUGAAUAUUUUUAUGACUAUCUGGACAAAUAAGUGAAUGAUCCUGAAGCUCCCAUAUACUUUUCAUUAUACGCAGAUCUUCGUUACUAUGAUAAAGCUUGCACGGAGGACAAUAAUGAGCAGGAAAAAUAUGAUAAAGCCAUUGAGAUUAGUACUGAAUAUCUGAACACUGAUGAGUUAUUAGCAUAUGUUUUAGACAAAUUACGAGGUCACUUCGAAUAGUUCAAGAGAUCAACAGACUUUAAUUAGUUGGAGGAAGAAAUACUCAGAUAAGAAAAACUAUAUGAAGUGCUAAAUAAAACCUCAACAAACAUCGUGGCUAAUAAAAUACUGUCGGCAGCUUAUAACAUUUAGGGUGCUGAGUAUACUAUAUAAAAUAAUGGAAGGAAGAGUGUUACUUAAGGGGGCUACAUAGAUCUACCAUCUCCAUCCAGAACCAAUGAAAAUAGCACCACAACUAUAGUUAAUACCACCAAUUCAACUUCAAUAUCAACAAAAUAUCACUAAUCGUAAGUAAAAUUGCAACAGAUGGCGAAUGCCUACUCUAGGCAGACCAUGAGUAAUAACAAAACUGGAUAUGCUGGUAAUUCUUAGUCAAAUUCAUUCAGCAAAGCUGAAGUGAUACUGCCCACAGCAAUCUCAAUAUCCCCUAGAACUAAAAGGAAGAGCUCAAUGAAAGCCUGUACAGCUAAAGAAUAAGACUAAAUUAAGAAAAUAGCAUACUCAUCUUAUUCCAAAAACAACAAGACUGGAAUUUCUGCUGGAACAGGGCCCACUUAUUCAUCCCUUAACUAAAAUAAAUUUCAGCAAGUCUUAAGCAGUGCUGCUAAUGUAGGAAGAGCUUCUCAAAAUUUAAAAUAAUCAAUCGAUAAAAAAACUUAGCUUUUCCCAACCUCUAACAAUGCCAAGGUUAGACCUGAUUUAGCAACCCCUAAGAAAAUCCUUGAGACUCAAAUCAAUGCUAAUAACACCAUGAAGAUUGGAUCAUAAACCACCAAAAAUUCAGAUCUAAAGUAUCACAAGAAGAACACCUCUUAAGGACAUUAUUAAUCUAAGCCAGCUAUUUUUACAUAAAAACAAAGGACUGUUAGAGAUUCAUUUGCUCAUAAGAAUCUGGAUAUGUAUCUUAAACAAAAAUAUCAAAAUAAUAAUUUACAAACAAAGGAUGAGGAAUCAAGGAAUAAGAACAAUAACCCAAAUGAAAAUCAACCCCACUAAGAUCAAAGCUUCGAUAAUUUAGUAAACUCGUUUAUCCAAGCCAAAAAUCUUAAAAGUAAGAGAGGCUCUGGCAGGAACAGUGCUCUCAAAAGAACUAAUACGACUAAAGUCUUAAAUCAAUCCAAGUCAAAGCCAAGUGGUGCCAAAACGGAUCAUUAUAACUUGACGAAAAGACUCUCUUAUAAUCAUAACUUUAAACCAGCAACAGCGUAUAAAACUAAGGGAAAUAAACAUAUCCCAAAGACCAAUUAAUCUUUUACCAAAUUUACAAUCGAUUUCAGAAAGUAUCAGCACCAUAAUGAACAUGGCUCAAAUGAUGUCAGUGACUUAAAUACAAUGCCUGAUUUUCCAACUAACAGUCCUAUGAAUGUAGGAUAUGGAAGCAAUAAUUUUUCGGCCAAAAAGAUUGGAGACUACUAAAGAUAAAAAUCAAGAUCUUCUUAGAGGAUGAAUAGGUAGCUUUCGUUUGAUUUGCUUAAAAGAUCGCCUUCAAGAGUUUCAAACCAAUCUAGCAUAAAAAAGCUUAAAAAUUCAGCUUCAUCAAAUACUAUUUAAAAUUCCUAUAAUAAAAGAGCUAAGGUAGGACCAUUGAAUGCUUCAAUAGUCUCUACUGGAGUUUUUGAGUAUAAUAAUACUUAGGUUAUCAAGAACAUGCAGAAAUAUUGCAACGGUGAUAAUGGAGACUAAUAAGAAGUGGUUUAUAAUGAUGCCUUAAAUCAAGAUGAGAUAUAUGGAUAAGUUACACUUCAAGAUCAUAUGAUUGGGUCACCGUUAAGAUAAUCUUUAGAUAAAGCUUAAUAGUAUGUUGGUCCCUUUAAAACACUUAAAUCUUCUAAUCAAAGCUCAAUCAAUGUGAACUAAUUGCUAGAAAAAAAGUAAAAAAUGCUAAUGAGUAGAAGUAAGAGCCCAAGAAAAGCAGGCCAUCAUCAAUUAAACGAUAUUAGUAACCCGGAAUCAAUGAGUAACUAUUCGAGUCAAGGCAAACAGAGAUGCAGAACUGCAAUCAAUAUGAAUUCCGACCACAAAAAUAAACUAGAGAGCUUCACUCAGUAUAUUGAAUAAGGUAAGUUUAAUAAAUAGCAUAGAUUAAUAACUAUAGUUAAACAAGGCAGAGAGGAAAGGUCACUCUCUAAAAAAAGAGCUGAAAGCAGAUCACUGUCGAAGAAAAGGGAUUCAAAUGCGCAGUCAAGAACAAGCUUUGCACAUAGACCUAGCAACUAGCAUGAAUACAAUACUUAGUCAGGCAAGAAUCUCAAUCACAUUCCUAUCUCCAUUAAGCAUCAGAAUUUAAUAAAAAAGCAAAUUAACUUGCAGCCUGUUCUUCCUUCAGAUCAAAAUGUGCUAGCAUCAGAGUUUGGAGCAUUUAAUAUAACUUCCAUAGGAGAGUACAAACUCGGCAAGGUUCUAGGCCAAGGUGCGUAUGCAGUAGUGAAAGAGGGAGUGCACAAGACUCUAGGUUCAUCCCUAGCAAUUAAAGUCUAUGAUAAAUAUAAAUUGAUUGAUGCUUAAAGAAAGCGAAGUGUUAUAAGAGAGAUAAAAAUUCUCAAGAAAAUGUAGCAUGAUAAUAUUGUCACACUUUUCGAUGCCAUUGACACUCAGAGGCAGUUAUACCUCGUGAUGGAGAAUGUAGAGGGCAUGAGCAUGCAGUAAAUGCUGAAGAUGCAGCCUAACCGUCGAGUUAGCGAGGAGGAAGGAGCAAGAAUGUUCAUGCAGUUGAUCAGUGCCAUGGAAUUCAUUCAUAAUUAGGAUGUAGCUCACAGAGAUAUCAAAUUAGAAAAUAUUCUCAUUGAAAAUAAUACCAAAAAGGUUAAACUGAUUGACUUUGGCUUCUGCUGCCAAGCAAAGGAGAGGUUAAGGGUUUUUUGCGGUACUCCAUCUUACAUGUCCCCAGAGAUUGUCUAAAAAAUAGAGUACUACGGUCCUCCCUCAGAUAUUUGGGCAUGCGGAGUCCUACUCUAUGUCUUGCUCUGUGGCACUUUCCCAUUUAAAAGUGCUUUUGAAAAAGAUCUGUUUAGGAAAAUAUCUAAAGGGCAGUAUACAUUCCAAGGAAUGCCAGAGUUUAGUGAUGAGGCGAUGGAUUUAAUAUCUUAGAUAUUACAAGUUGACCCUUAUAAGAGGCCCACAGCAACCUAGAUCUUAGAACAUGAUUGGUUUGCUAGAUAAGGGGUCAUUUGCAAGCCAGUUUACCAAAUUGAAAUCAACAACUCCUUAGUUACAUCUGGAGAGGAUGUUAUCUAGCAUUAGGAUGAUAGUAGCUUAGGAGGCUGUGGUGGUAUUAAGCCUUAUCAUGAAGUAAAAGAUGACUUGAAGAAUCGUAAAACUAUGAGCACCAGCAGUGGUGAUGUACUAUCUAUAGGCAAUGAGGGAUACAACAACGAGACAAAUUCAACUAUAGAUAGAGUAUAAUUAAAGAUUGUAAAAGACCGAAACCAAAAUUCUAACAAUGUAAUAGACAUGACUAAGGAUAAUAGUAGGAAACCUAUCUUAAAUUCUAGAGCUAAAGUUAAUGUUAUAAUGAUUGACUGUUGA
This is a messenger RNA of Stylonychia lemnae, 4599 nucleotides long. The record is from the annotation of a GenBank genome assembly. NCBI's taxonomy places the organism in Eukaryota, Ciliophora, Spirotrichea, Sporadotrichida, Oxytrichidae.